Nothoprocta perdicaria is the source of this 3768-nucleotide messenger RNA. RefSeq names its product MLLT10, histone lysine methyltransferase DOT1L cofactor (gene MLLT10). Bases 54 to 3161 code for a protein of 1035 amino acids. The record is from RefSeq and is a predicted model, not a curated record. Gene Ontology annotation, biological process: regulation of transcription by RNA polymerase II. The transcript has 20 exons. Gene Ontology annotation, cellular component: nucleus. Lineage: Eukaryota; Metazoa; Chordata; Aves; Tinamiformes; Tinamidae. Gene Ontology annotation, molecular function: nucleosome binding; histone binding.
GGAGCGCGCGCGUGUGCGUGUGUGUUGUUGACGCCGGUGUUUUUAACCCGUAGAUGGUCUCUAGCGAGCCGCUGCUGCUGCCGGUGUCACUGGAGGGCGAGUUCUCCAGUAGCAUGAAGGAGAUGAUCGGCGGCUGCUGCGUGUGCUCCGACGAGAGGGGCUGGGCCGAGAACCCGCUCGUCUACUGCGACGGGCACGGCUGCAAUGUCGCAGUGCAUCAAGCUUGCUAUGGAAUUGUUCAAGUACCCACUGGACCUUGGUUUUGCAGGAAGUGUGAAUCUCAGGAAAGAGCAGCCAGAGUGAGAUGUGAAUUAUGCCCUCAUAAGGAUGGUGCUUUAAAGAGAACAGAUAAUGGGGGUUGGGCUCAUGUGGUUUGUGCUCUAUACAUUCCCGAGGUGCAGUUUGCAAAUGUUUCUACAAUGGAGCCUAUCGUGUUGCAGUCUGUUCCUCAUGAUCGUUAUAAUAAGACGUGCUAUAUUUGUGAUGAGCAAGGCAGAGAAAGUAAAGCAGCCACUGGUGCUUGCAUGACAUGCAACAAACAUGGGUGUCGACAAGCUUUUCAUGUAACAUGUGCCCAGUUUGCAGGACUUCUUUGUGAAGAGGAAGGCAAUGGGGCAGAUAACGUCCAAUACUGUGGCUACUGUAAAUAUCAUUUUAGUAAACUGAAAAAGAGCAAACGGGGAUCUAAUAGGUCAUAUGAUCAAAGUUUAAGUGAUUCUUCCUCUCACUCUCAGGAUAAACAUCAUGAGAAGGAGAAAAAAAAAUACAAAGAGAAAGAUAAACACAAGCAAAAAUAUAAGAAGCAGUCGGAGUCUUCACCCUCCUUGGUUCCAUCUCUUACUGUAACUACAGAGAAAACAUACACAAGCACUAGCAACAACUCCAUGUCAGGCUCCUUGAAGCGGUUGGAAGACACCACAGCUCGGUUCACAAAUGCAAAUUUCCAGGAAGUUUCUGCACACGUUUCAAGUGGGAAAGAUUCCUCAGAGGCGAGAGGGUCAGAGAGCAAAGGGAAGAAAUCUGCAGGUCACAGCUCAGGUCAGAGGGGAAGAAAGCCUGGGCCGGGAAGGAAUCCGGGAACAACCGUGGCUGCAGCUAGUCCUUUCCAGCAAGGUAGCUUUUUGGGCACUCCUGGGAGCAUAAAGUCAUCUUCAGGAAGUUCAGUUCAGUCUCCACAGGAUUUUUUGAGUUUUACUGAAACAGAUCUGCGAAGUGACAGUUACACUCAUUCCCAACAGACUUCAUCAACCAAAGAUGUACAUAAAGGAGAGACUGGGAGUCAAGAAGGGGGUGUCAAUUGUUUCAGUUCCUUAAUUGGUCUCCCWUCAGCUGUUUCACAAUCUAAAAACUUUGACAAUUCACCUGGAGACUUAGGUAACUCAAGCCUUACUUCUACAGCAUACAAACGAGCUCAAACUUCUGGAAUAGAAGAAGAAACUGUAACAGAGAAGAAGCGGAAAGGAAAUAAGCAGAGUAAGCAUGGGCCUGGUAGACCCAAAGGAAACAAAAGUCAAGAAAGUAUUUCCCAUCUUUCAGUUUCUUCUGCUUCCCCAACUUCAUCUGUGGCUUCUGCUGCAGGAAGUGUGACAAGCUCUGGCCUUCAAAAAUCUCCAACUUUGCUCAGGAAUGGAAGUUUACAAAGUCUUAGUGUUGGCUCAUCUCCAGUGGGUUCAGGUAUUUUUAGCAGCAAUGAUGUAGCAGUAUCAUUUCCAAAUGCAGUAUCUGGCUCAGGAUCUAGCACUCCCGUUUCCAGUUCUCAUUUACCUCAGCAGGCUUCAAGCCACUUGCAGGUGGGAGCUCUGUCACCUUCAGCUGCGCCUUCUGUAACUACUGUUGUUGCUGCAACUCAGGCCAGCGCGCUGCCCGGCUCCUCGCUCGCUCUGCCGCCGUCGCACGGGUUCGGCGGCCGCCUCGGCGCCUCCUCGGCCAUGGCAGCGCUCGUGGCGCAGCCCGAGGGCCCCCAAGCAGAUCAAGAUCUGGGCGAUAGCGGCCGCGGCCUCGCUGGCAGAGGAGGGUCACCCCGGGGGAGCCUCUCGCCACGGUCCCCUGUGAGCAGCUUACAGAUCCGCUACGAUCAGUCGGGGAACAGCUGUGGGGAGAACGUGCCCCCCGUAGCAUCCAGCAUCGAGCAGCUGCUGGAGAGGCAGUGGAGCGAAGGGCAGCAGUUCCUGCUGGAGCAGGGCACCCCUAGUGACAUUUUAGGAAUGCUUAAAUCAUUACACCAGCUUCAGGUGGAGAACAGGCGCUUAGAAGAGCAGAUCAAGAACCUGACGGCUAAAAAGGAGCGGCUUCAGCUGCUCAAUGCUCAGCUCUCCGUUCCCUUCCCAACGCUGGCGUCCAACCCGAGCCCUUCUCACCAAGCGCACGCGUUCCCAGCACAAGCAGCACCCAGCACUGAUUCCUUGAACAGCAGCAAGAGCCCCCACCUGGGAAACAGCUUUUUACCAGACAGCUCCCUGCCCGUGCUAAACCAGGAGGUGACGUCGAGCGGCCAGAGCACGAGCAGCUCCUCGGCGCUGUCAACGCCGCCGCCGGCGGGGCAGAGCCCGGCGCAGCUCAACGGCGUCGCCGUGGGGGCCCUGGCGGGCGGCCUGCAGCCCGUGCCGCCCGCCCUGCCCGCCGUGGGCGGCAUCAUGGGCGCGCUGCCCGCCGGCCAGCUCGCCAUCAACGGCAUCGUGGGCGCCCUCAACGGCGUCAUGCAGCCGCCGGCCUCCCUGGCGCAGAACGCGUCGCCGCUGGCCCACGCGCCCGCCGCCGUGCACCCGCUGCCCACCACGCUCAGCAACAGUGCCUCGGGACUGGGACUGCUUCCUGACCAGCAGAGACAGCUCCUGCUCCAUCAGCAGCACCAGCAGUUCCAGCAGCUGCUGAGUACUCAGCAGCUCACGUCGGAACAGCACCAAGCCCUUCUGUACCAGUUAGUGCAGCAGCAGCACCAGCAGCACCAGCAGCACCAGCAGCACCAGGCCGACGUGCAGCAGCUGCAGAUCCCCAUCAACAACCUGCUGUCGGGCGCGCAGGCGGCGCCGCUCGCCGCCCCCGCCAACCCCUUCCUGGCCAUGCACGGCGAGAGCGCCGCGCAGAAGGUGACAUAUUUUCUCUUGCACAGAGGCUCAAUGAUAAAACUGGACCAGUCGCAUCAGAGAAGAGCUGACGUCUGAGCGAUGCCGCCGCCGCUGCCGCCCUGCCCUGCCGCAGGCUCACGGGCUGCACUGAGCAGCUGGGUAGGCCGCGAUUUACUCACUUGUUGCACUAAAAUGGAAGUACUUGUUCAUGUUUCAGACUGUGAAAAGAGAAAACCCUGCAGACCAUAAUGUUAUGUCCAUGUGAUGGUACUAAGUACAAAUUUGAACAUAGAAAAAUAUAUAUGCUUGAUCCUUGAGUACUACUCUUCUUACCAGUUGAAAGGCUAGGAACUCUCCGCAGUUUGGAUUACUUGGGUUUCAGAGCAGUAGUUUUAAAAAGAGCCCCUGCCCCUUCCCCAGGCGGUCGCAUCUGCUGCAGCAGCAGUGCUGGCAGCGGCAGCCUGGACCUGCUCCUUGGCGUUCUUCCUUCCACAUCUCUUUUGAAAUCUGACUCAUAAGGGAAUCCACUUUUGAACUUUUUACUCCUUUAAAUUGCUGUCGAUACAGAGUGCGAGUUUUCCCUCAGUGAGAACUACAGUUGGGAAUCCAGAGCUGUUCAUUUUGGUUGUAGGUUUUAGAGUUCUGAGGUUUUUAAAGAAACCACUUUGGUUGAGAUGCGAAGUCCUCUCAGCAGACGAGGCCG